This is a messenger RNA of Moneuplotes crassus, 654 nucleotides long. NCBI's taxonomy places the organism in Eukaryota, Ciliophora, Spirotrichea, Euplotida, Euplotidae. The record is from the annotation of a GenBank genome assembly.
ACAAAAUGGAGUCUAAAAAGGAUAUUGGAGGGCUAAGUUCAAAACUGGGUAAAACUAAAACCCAUUGCCAGUACAUCAAAGAGAAGAUGGAGAAGAUGAAGCUCCUCAACUCAAAGUCUGAGUACCUUAAGGUUCUCAAUAGUUUCGAACUGGUGUCUGAGGACAUCCAAAAGAUUAAAGAGACUCUUGACCCAAUGUACCACCACUAUGAGGUCUUACCUAAGAAAACAGUUGGGGCAGACAAGAUCCCGAUUGUGGCUGAUCUUGUAGGCUCUAAGAGAGACGAAACCCUCAAAAGAAAAGAAGCAGAGGUUAAUGAAAAAUGCCUUAAGCAAUUAUUUGACACCACUGAGAAAGAACUGAGGAAUAAUCAUAAUAAGAUGGGUGACGUCCAGAAGCACAUUAUUCAGAGGAACAACUCCGUGAGGGAUACCUGUGACCGCCUUUUGGCUAAUAUCGAAAGUAAAUCUGUUAAAUUGAAAGGACUCAGAAGGAUCAAAGGUAACGCUCAAAAGCAUUAUAAAGGAGAUUUUAUGGUGAAUAAUGAGAAAGGAUACCAGUUAAUGAUUGAUAAGGUCUAUGAGAUCCUUACUCAUGGGCCUUCACAGAUUUAGACCAGGAGGUUGGGUUAAUUAUUUCAAUUAAGAUGCUUAA